AUUGAGCGGGAGCGCGCAGACCUGCCCUCCUGUCGCCAUUUUUCUGUUUCCUUGUCGCACUUUUGGAGGCUCGGAUAAGGGGGGGCAGCAGGAAGAAAUAAGGGAAAGUGUCAAAUAUACAAUCACGGAGACAGAAGAGGAUCCGUAAGAGAAUAAAGAAUGCGCGAAAGAAGCAGGUCUUGGGAGACGAGCCGGUGUUGUGAAACAGUUUGUGUGCGGUGAAGACGUGUUGCGGGGCCGCCAUUUUCCCCCCCUGCUUCAAAAGUCUGCUUCGAGUCGAGAGAGGGGAUUUAAAAAAGACAACGCAUUUCCAUGACAAGUGCCUUCCUACGAGGUCAAAAAGAUACGGACGAACCAUUUCGUUAAUACCGUUAACAUUUGGUGGAUGAGGAUUCAUGCGACCAUGCGCUGAAGCUUUUUCGGUUGUUGAAGCUGGAGGUUCGAAGAACUGAAGCCUGCCUGCGUUUUUCGGAAGACGCAGCGAAAACGGGAAGCUCCAUUAUUCACUUUGUUGCAUGUCUCAAGUAAGUUUUGUUUUUCCAUCGCUUGGCCCGCUGAAAAGCUACAUUAUGUUGCAAAUUUGGAUCAAGCUAACCGCAGCCUGCCUGUGAAAAUCCCCCAAAAUUGCCUGAAGCCUCCCGUUUCACCGCUCCAGAUCACGUAAUUUAUUGUCUAUUUUUAUUAACUUAUUCUGAACAGACAUGUCAACCGCGCGGUUUGAUUCGUCUGAUCGGUCCGCCUGGUAUUUCGGACCUGUGUCACGACAAGAGGCACAGAAUCGGCUCCAGGGACAGAGACACGGUAUGUUUCUCGUUCGAGACUCGUCCACCUGCCCCGGUGACUACGUGCUGUCAGUGUCCGAGAACUCUAAAGUGUCUCACUAUAUCAUCAACUCCUUACCCAGCAAGAGGUUUAAGAUAGGCGAUCAAGAGUUUGAGCACCUCCCUGCUCUGCUGGAGUUCUACAAGAUCCACUACCUGGACACCACCACGCUGAUCGAGCCAGCACCCAGGUACCCAAGCACAGUGAGUGCUCCAAUCCAGCCCAUCAGUGGCCCAGAGGAAAAUUUGGAAUAUGUGCGAACUCUGUAUGACUUCACUGGCAGCGACGCAGAGGACCUUCCCUUCAAGAAGGGAGAGAUUCUCAUCAUUCUGGAGAAACCAGAGGAGCAGUGGUGGAGCGCCAAAAGCAAAGAGGGACGUGUUGGAAUGAUCCCAGUGCCCUAUGUGGAGAAAUUGGUACGACCUUCACCUCACCCUGGCCAGCAGUCUCAUGGCUCUCGCAAUUCCAACAGUUAUGGGAUUCCUGAACCUGCUCACGCCUACGCCCAGCCCCAGACACCUGCACCAUUGCCUCCUGGCACACCUGGAGCAGUAAUCACCCCUCUACCAUCAAUGCAGAAUGGCCCAGUCAUGGCUAAGGCCAUCCAGAAACGAGUGCCCUGUGCCUAUGACAAGACGGCUCUUGCUUUAGAGGUUGGUGACAUCGUCAAGGUGACACGAAUGAACAUCAACGGUCAGUGGGAGGGUGAGGUGACGGACGGAGGGGUCUCUUCCCAUUCACCCACGUCAAAAUCAUGGACCCCAGAAUCCAGAUGAGAGUGACUGAUCUGGGACUUCAGCUGGUUCCUUCUCACCAGUUUCCACCUGAAUCUGCUGGCUGUCUCCACCUUGCCACCAGUGUCACCAUGGUUACGUGCUUGCGUGCUUUGGGCUGCGCCAUGAUCGUGAGCCCUCUGUUAUCAACCGUUGCAGGGGCUUUGUGACUGUUUACAUCGUCAGACUUUGGUUUCGAGCUAAAACCUGAUCCCUUGUUGUGUCUUGGUUUUCGGCUAGGCAGUAUCUCGUUAGAGUCCGUUUCAUUUCCAGAAUACUGGGCAUCGUUGUGUGUAUGCCUGUGUGUGAGCGUGUGCCUGUGUGUAUAUGUGUGUACACAGUAGAUAUUUACCACAUUACAUCACAGUUUGUUUGUUUUUGUUCAUUAUUAUUAUUAUUUCUUGGAGUGUUUGUUGCAAGUCUUUGGGGCUUUGGUAAGUUGUGUUGCUGUGAGAAUAUUUGUGUGUGUGUGAGAUCCUGAAAGCAGUAGCCCUGGUGGGUCUGGGCGAGCACUGAAAAGAGGACUGAACCCUCCAGUCAAGUCAUUCGUCAAAACAAUCACUGUUGUACCUUAUUCUUUGGAUAAGCACACGUGCAUUCACAUUUCUUGGCUGUGACAACUAGCUCAGAGAUUAAAGUUUUCCUGUAAUUUUCAGAUGUGGAGCGUACUGAUAUUUAAACUGGACAUUGCUACUUUGACAUGCAUUUAAAAGAAAAGAAAAAAGGCUUUGCUAAUUUUAGCAUAUGGAGUCGCGCUCAAUCCCAGUGAUGUAACCACAACAAUUACAAACUGUUAGGGGGUGGG
Molecule: messenger RNA, 2400 nt
Organism: Thalassophryne amazonica
Lineage: Eukaryota; Metazoa; Chordata; Actinopteri; Batrachoidiformes; Batrachoididae
Gene: crkl
Product: v-crk avian sarcoma virus CT10 oncogene homolog-like
Exons: 3
Coding region: 702-1598 (298 amino acids)
Biological process (GO): positive regulation of ERK1 and ERK2 cascade
Molecular function (GO): protein binding
Source: RefSeq, a predicted model, not a curated record